AUGGAUAUCAGGCAAGCCACUAUUGAUGACCUGCUGGGCAUGCAGAAUGCCAACCUCCUCAACUUGCCCGAGAACUAUACGUUCAAGUACUACCUCUACCACGCCCUGACCUGGCCCGAGCUGUCCUACGUUGCCGUCGACCCGGCCGGUCGCAUUGUCGGGUACAUCCUCGCCAAGAUGGAAGAAGACCCGGCGUCCGAGCCCAGCGGGCACGUCACCUCCAUCUCGGUGCUGCGGCCGUACCGCCGCCUCGGGCUGGCGAACAGGCUGAUGAAGCAGGCGCAACACGCCAUGGUCGCGCACUAUAACGCAGCCUUCAUCACUCUACAUGUGCGCAAGUCGAACCGUGCCGCCAUCUCGCUCUACCGCGACGCGUUAGGCUUCGAGGUCCACGCCAUGGAGAAGGGGUACUACGCCGACGGCGAGGAUGCGUACGGGAUGCGUUUCGUGUUCAAGGGCAAAGACACAGCGGCGUGA
This is a messenger RNA of Cutaneotrichosporon cavernicola, 477 nucleotides long. RefSeq lists its product as uncharacterized. The record is from RefSeq and is a predicted model, not a curated record. Gene Ontology annotation, cellular component: NatA complex. The transcript is spliced from 5 exons. Gene Ontology annotation, molecular function: protein-N-terminal-glutamate acetyltransferase activity; protein N-terminal-serine acetyltransferase activity. The coding region runs from base 1 to 477 and encodes 158 amino acids. Lineage: Eukaryota; Fungi; Basidiomycota; Tremellomycetes; Trichosporonales; Trichosporonaceae. Gene Ontology annotation, biological process: N-terminal protein amino acid acetylation.